AUGGCGACAGUAGCAGUGGUAGCCGAGGAAGGCCGGGCGGUGGCCUGCAGCUGCGUGGUGGAGCAAGCGGCCACGGCGGCGUGCCGGAUCUGGCCGAUGCGAGGGCCGAUUGGGCCGGCGAUGAUGGCGGGGAGGAGCUGCGAUCGGCGGCUGGGGCGCGGAGAAGCCGCACGGUGGCUCGCGGCCGAUGGCGAAGCAGCUCCUCAUUGCAAGCUUCCAGGUCUUCCAAUGGCCUCCUUUGGCCUCUUCAGGUUGCUACUACUGAUCAUCUUUAUUAUCAACACAGCAAAAGCAGCUGAUAUUUUCCUAGACUGGGAUGUUUCCAUUGAUACCACUAUCAACCCCCUAUCCAUUCAGCAGCCUAUCAUCACCAUCAAUGGAGUUUUCCCAGGACCUCUGGUCAAUGCCACCACCAAUGAUGUUGUUCACGUGAAUGUCUUCAACAAUCUGGAUGAACCAUUUCUGAUAACAUGGAAUGGCAUACAACAGAGGCUAAACUCAUGGCAAGAUGGGGUGUCUGGCACAAACUGCCCCAUCAAACCUGGCCAGAAUUGGACAUAUGUGUUCCAGACCAAAGACCAAAUCGGCAGCUUCUUCUACUUCCCAUCCAUCAACUUCCACAAGGCAGCUGGAGGAUUCGGCCCCAUUCGGGUCAACAACAGGAAUGUCAUCAACAUCCCCUUCCCCAAACCCGAGGCCGAGUUCGACCUCCUCAUCGGCGAUUGGUUUUACACUGACUACAAGACGGGUAGGGGAAGGCUGCAAAACAAGAUGACUCCUUUCGGUGAUAUCCCUGAUGCGGUACUGAUGAAUGGGAAAGGCCCUUAUGGCCUUGCAACCUCAAAGGCCUACGAGUCCUUCACUGUCACAAAAGGAAAGACAUACCGAUUCAGAAUAACGAAUGUUGGAAAUGCUUUGAGCUUUAACUUGAGGAUUCAGAAUCAUCCUAUGGUGCUGGUUGAAACAGAAGGGUCUUACACCAAUCAGAUCGUUCUGGAUUCUCUUGAUGUCCAUGUUGGCCAAUCUUACUCUGUUCUUGUCACGGCCGGUCAAGAUGAAGCUGACUAUUACAUAAUGGCCUCUCCAAAACUGCUCGAUGCUCCUGAUAACAGCUCUCUUGUGGCCAAAGGGCUGCUGCACUAUGCCAAUUCGGUCACACCUCCUUCUGGGCCUCUCCCAAAUGGGCCCGACCCCUUUGACAUCGAAUUUUCAGUUAACCAAGCCAAGUCUAUCAGGUGGAACUUGACUACAGGAGCUGCGAGGCCGAACCCACAAGGAACCUUCAACGUAACCAACGUAACCCUAUCGCAGACCUUUGUUCUCCACGCAUCAGCAGCCGAAAUAGAUGGAUCUUCACGCUACGUCGUGAACAAUGUGUCUUAUCUCACUCCAGAUACCCCAUUGAAGCUAGCCGAUCACUUUGCCAAUGGCUCUGGUGUUUACCAGCUGGAUCAAUUACCGAUCCAUUCCGUCAAGGACGUUGCUGCUUAUGGAAUCUCUGUGGUGAGCGGCGUCCACAAAGGUUGGCUGGAGAUCGUCUUCAAGAACGAGCUGGAAGUGAUGGAUUCUUGGCACUUGGAUGGCUUUGGGUUCUACGUUGUGGGCUUUGGCGAUGGAGAAUGGACGCCGGAAUCUCGUAGCAGCUAUAACUUGUUCGAUCCUGUUGUUCGGUCAACGGUGCAAGUGUACCCAGGCCGGUGGACGGCGGUUUAUGCUUUCUUGGACAACCCAGGAAUGUGGAACUUGAGAUCGCAACACCUCAAGCACUGGUACAUGGGCCAAGAGCUCUACAUAAGAGUUUUCGACAACGAUCCCAAUCCUGCCAAGGAGCGGCCUCCUCCGCCAAACCUCCUCUUAUGCGGAAUUUUUGAUGAUUCCUUUGCCCCGACACCGGCGCCGGCUCCCCAAGUUGGAUUCUGA
Messenger RNA from Diospyros lotus (date-plum), 1920 nucleotides. Its product is annotated as monocopper oxidase-like protein SKU5. The coding region runs from base 1 to 1920 and encodes 639 amino acids. Lineage: Eukaryota; Viridiplantae; Streptophyta; Magnoliopsida; Ericales; Ebenaceae. Gene Ontology annotation, molecular function: copper ion binding; oxidoreductase activity. The transcript is spliced from 8 exons. The record is from RefSeq and is a predicted model, not a curated record.